Molecule: messenger RNA, 1213 nt
Organism: Telopea speciosissima
Lineage: Eukaryota; Viridiplantae; Streptophyta; Magnoliopsida; Proteales; Proteaceae
Product: MYB-like transcription factor 4
Exons: 3
Coding region: 81-1142 (353 amino acids)
Source: RefSeq, a predicted model, not a curated record
UAUAUAAAGAAAAGAUAAGGGCUGAUAACAAUAAAUGUUGAGACUCACUACUGGUACUGGUGAGGUGGUGGUGGCUUGAAAUGGGUCAUCACUGCUGUAACAAACAGAAAGUUAAGAGAGGGCUGUGGUCUCCAGAAGAAGACGAGAAACUCGUAAAUUACAUCACCACUCAUGGCCACGGUUGUUGGAGUUCUGUUCCAAAACAAGCAGGGCUGCAAAGGUGUGGAAAGAGUUGCAGACUGAGAUGGAUUAACUACCUAAGACCAGAGCUGAAAAGGGGUUCUUUUUCUGAACAAGAAGAAAGAACCAUCAUUGAUGUUCAUAGGAUUCUAGGCAACAGAUGGGCCCAGAUAGCUAAGCAUCUACCAGGAAGAACGGAUAAUGAGGUGAAGAAUUUCUGGAACUCAUGCAUUAAGAAAAAGCUGAUUGCACAAGGAUUGGAUCCAAAAACUCACAAUCUCCUCCCUUCUCAUCAGUUUAGCAGCAAUAAAAAUAACAAUGCAUGCAAUAAUCUUCAUAUCUACCAAGAACCCACUUCAAUUUUCUCUGUAAAUUCACAGAUGAGAGAUGGACCAAUGAACGCAAGUUCACUUUUUAUCACAUUGCCACCACCACCACCACCACCUCCUCCUCCUCAUCCAUCUUUUGCAUAUACUGCUUCUACUCAAAUUCAUACUCCAUUUCAUGAAACCAUGACAAUUAUUAAUCCCUCCUAUGAAUACCAAAACCCCAAUCUUGCUUGGAAUGUUAAAGGCCAAAACUCUCAGGUUUCUUUUGAUUUUGCUAGUCGAUCUUCUAUUGAUCAGACCACACCCAUCUCCUCAUCUCCCAUAAUUCCAUCUGGGUUUGGGUUUUUAGAUGAGAAUCUCAUGUGGGGUGCUUGUGGUGUUGAACCCUUUGAGCCUCCAAGGCAGGAAGAGAUGCAACCACCACAGCAAGAAAAGAGAGCCCAGGAGGUAUAUGAAACUGAGUUCGAUGAAACCAAUGAAGUGAAGGGUGGUGGUGGUGGUCAUCAGGAUAUGCAGAUUGGUUCUUCCUUUAACAGCUCAAACUUCGAUCUUGACUUUGUGGAAUCUACAAUGAUGUCUUGUGGGAUGUAUUGCAAUUCGAGUUCCUUGGAUCAGCUUGCAUGGGAUUUUUAGGACUUUUAAUUUCUGUAUGUAUUCUGUCUCGGUUUUGUACUCUUACUAAGGCUGACUAUGCAUUCCAAAAU